UUAGCUAAAGCAAGUUUAAGCAAUGUGUUUUGCUUACAAAAUUUUUGUUUGUUUUCAUUAACGUAGUGCUGGGUUUUCACUGUUUGGUAGUGACAUGAUGAAGUGUUGAUUUUUAUAUAACUUUUUGGAUUUGCAUGUGAUGUAAGUUCAUUCUUUUGGGAUUGCUUCAUUUCUUUGUAGUCAUUUACGUUGAGAAGGAAUUAAUUAGUUGUUAUACUCUUAGUUUUAGAAUUAUUGGUGGUUUUCUAGUUCACGUUUUUGCAUAGAAUUUUCAGUUAUUUUAGACCGCGGAAUUUGGAGUUAAGUGAGUGGGUUCCGUGAGUUUUAAGGAUUGGUUUUAUCUCCUCUCAUUGAAAGCUAUGUAGCUUUCAUUUUGUCGUGGUAAAGCUGUGGCAAGUUUAGCCAGGCUGCUAAAGCUAGAGGAAGCAUGUGGGGUUUUAAUAUAUUUAAGUAGUUCAAUGUAUUUUAAGUUUAUCUUUUGAUGUUAAAUGUCCCAAACAAGUUUUAAAUCAAAUUAUAGUAAAAUUUAGUUAAUUUAUUGAUGUCAGUCAAAUAUUAUUUGGUUUCGGAUAUGCUUUUGAAGCUUGCCAAAGUUUAGAUCUAUAUGUUGGGUUGUGUAGGUUGGAGUUGCUUUUAAUUUAAUGAGUGAAAGCUAAUUUCUAGCUAUUCAAACUUGAAGAAUUUGUUUUGUGGUGGAUAGAUUAUGGUGUAUGUCUGAUUGGGAUUCUUUAGGAAGUGGAUUGUAACAUCACAUGAAGUGUGAUCAAUUUGCAUCUUAUAAACAUGGGGCUCAGCGAGCCUAAUGGCCACAGGAGACUGGAGAGAAAAGAUCAUCAUAUCCAAGAAAAUGGUGAUUCUGAUUUAACUAGCGUUGGUGAUGAAUUAGACCCGUGGACAGCAUGGGCAUACAAGCCUCGUACCAUUUCAUUCUUGCUUAUUGGUGCAUGCUUUCUGAUUUGGGCAAGUGGAGCUCUUGAUCCUGAAAGCACUGCAUCUGGAGAUCUUGUUACAUCUGUCAAAAGGGGUGUAUGGGCGAUGAUUGCAGUUUUUCUUACUUACUGCUUGUUGCAGGCACCUUCUACGGUUUUAAUUAGACCACAUCCUGCUAUUUGGCGUUUAGUUCAUGGAAUGGCUGUCAUUUACCUUGUAGCUCUCACUUUUUUGCUUUUCCAGAAGCGUGAUGAUGCUCGUCAGUUCAUGAAGUUUCUCCAUCCUGAUCUUGGUGUUGAACUUCCAGAAAGGUCAUAUGGUGCUGAUUGUCGCAUUUAUGUGCCUGAAAACCCCACAAGCAGGUUUAAGAAUGUUUAUGAAACACUUUUUGAUGAAUUUGUUCUAGCACAUAUUUUUGGAUGGUGGGGAAAGGCUAUAUUGAUCCGUAAUCAACCACUUCUAUGGGUUCUGUCAAUUGGAUUUGAGUUGAUGGAGUUUACUUUCCGCCACAUGUUACCGAACUUCAAUGAGUGCUGGUGGGACAGCAUAGUUCUAGACAUUUUGAUCUGCAAUUGGUUUGGCAUCUGGGCCGGAAUGCAUACUGUUCGGUACUUUGAUGGGAAAACAUAUGAGUGGGUUGGUAUAAGCCGCCAGCCCAAUAUCUUUGGGAAGUUUAAGCGAACUUUGGGACAAUUUACACCAGCACAGUGGGACAAAGAUGAAUGGCACCCAUUGCUUGGUCCAUGGCGGUUUAUUCAAGUUCUCAGUCUUUGCAUUGUCUUCUUGACGGUUGAGCUUAACACCUUUUUCCUAAAGUUUUGUCUUUGGAUUCCUCCUCGAAACCCGCUGAUCAUUUAUAGAUUGAUCUUGUGGUGGCUAAUUGCAAUACCGACAAUUCGUGAAUACAAUACAUACCUCCAAGACAGAAAACCUGUGAAGAAGGUUGGAGCAUUUUGUUGGCUUUCACUUGCUAUAUGCAUUAUUGAACUUCUAAUUUGCAUCAAGUUUGGACAUGGUCUGUAUCCUAAGUCUAUGCCUAUCUGGUUGAUAAUCUUCUGGACUUCCAUUGGAGUGGCCCUAGGAUUAUUCUUGAUUUUGUGGUCAUACAAGAAUUUACAGAGAAAGCGACGAUGAUUUCGUCCAUGUGGUACAUUAUUCUUUGAUUCCUUCAUGCUUUUUGGGUAUUCAUCGGUUGUUGUAAAUACCUAUCACAUUAUAAGUUGUAAAUGGUUAUUCCUUUAGGUUAGCGGAUCGUAGUUUCUUGAGCAGAGAAUAUUAAUUCUUUCAUUUUAGGUGGUGGGAAAUGCUUUUAACAUCAUGCUCUUGAGUUGUAGUUUGCCAAUAUUGCAAAUUUUUAUCGAGUCUUAGCAUCAUGGAGCUCCCAUUUCGAAUUUUACAUGUAUUCCAGCUUAGUUUGUUGCAAUCUCAAUUUAUUCAGUGCAUUUGCCAACGUUGCACUGUGAUAUCAUAAUGUUCUCUGAAGUUAUGCAUUGUGAAUACUUGAUGAAGAACCCAA
Mangifera indica (mango) is the source of this 2446-nucleotide messenger RNA. RefSeq names its product CDP-diacylglycerol--serine O-phosphatidyltransferase 1. NCBI's taxonomy places the organism in Eukaryota, Viridiplantae, Streptophyta, Magnoliopsida, Sapindales, Anacardiaceae. Gene Ontology annotation, biological process: phosphatidylserine biosynthetic process. The transcript is spliced from 13 exons. The record is from RefSeq and is a predicted model, not a curated record. Bases 784 to 2064 code for a protein of 426 amino acids. Gene Ontology annotation, molecular function: L-serine-phosphatidylethanolamine phosphatidyltransferase activity.